GAUCCAGGCGGCGCGGCUCAGGCGUUGGAGCGGGCGGCCGCAGGCGCCGCCGCCUCCUCCUCCAUGGCUGUUUACCCGGCUGCAUUGUGGGAGUUUGACCUCCGCCGCCGCCAACCGCCGCCUCAGCUUGCGCCGCCGCCGCCGCCGCGCACGCCAUGGGAGCCGUGACUGACGACGAAGUCAUACGAAAGCGUCUCCUGAUUGAUGGAGAUGGUGCUGGAGAUGAUCGGAGAAUUAAUCUGCUUGUGAAAAGUUUCAUUAAAUGGUGCAAUUCUGGAUCCCAGGAAGAAGGAUAUAGCCAAUAUCAACGUAUGCUAAGUACAUUGUCCCAAUGUGAAUUUUCAAUGGGUAAAACACUGCUGGUAUAUGAUAUGAAUCUCAGAGAAAUGGAAAAUUAUGAAAAAAUUUACAAGGAAAUAGAAUGUAGCAUUGCUGGAGCACAUGAAAAAAUUGCUGAGUGCAAAAAGCAGAUUCUUCAAGCAAAACGAAUACGAAAAAAUCGCCAAGAAUAUGAUGCUUUGGCGAAAGUGAUCCAGCAUCACCCAGACAGACAUGAAACAUUGAAGGAACUUGAAGCUCUGGGAAAAGAAUUAGAGCAUCUUUCACACAUUAAAGAAAGUGUUGAAGAUAAGCUGGAAUUGAGACGGAAACAAUUUCAUGUUCUUCUUAGUACCAUCCAUGAACUGCAGCAAACACUAGAAAAUGAUGAAAAGCUCUCAGAGGUCGAAGAAGCUCAAGGAACAAGCAUGGAAACAGAUCCUAAACCAUGAUCAUUCACCAUUCCCACAAAUAUUGAAGUAGUAAUAUCUUAGUGUGUUAGAAUUUGUUGUGCUCUCUUGAGAUAGUGUUGGUAGUAAGCUACUUCACUUUUUAAUUAUUAAUGCACAGGUCACAUUCCUUUACAUAAAAAAAAUUAGUAUAGACAUGUUGUUAAGGAACUGCCUUUUUUAUUAAAUAUGAAGGUUAGAACAGUAUUCAAAUAUAAUAAAAUACUAUCAAACCAAA
Messenger RNA from Sorex araneus (European shrew), 1005 nucleotides. Its product is annotated as THO complex subunit 7 homolog. Gene Ontology annotation, biological process: mRNA export from nucleus; mRNA processing. Gene Ontology annotation, cellular component: THO complex part of transcription export complex. The transcript has a single exon. Lineage: Eukaryota; Metazoa; Chordata; Mammalia; Eulipotyphla; Soricidae. The record is from RefSeq and is a predicted model, not a curated record. The coding region runs from base 156 to 770 and encodes 204 amino acids.